AUGCUUUUAUGGCUAGAUCAAGCAUCUAAAAUCCCAACUCCUGCUGAAAUCGACGCGAUCAUCUCAGCCGAACUACCCAACAAAACGGAAGACCCACUUGGUUUUGAACUGGUGGAAAAACACAUGAUGCAUGGACCAUGUGGGCGAGACAGACCAUCAUCACCAUGCAUGGAUAAAAAUGUUUGCACCAAAAGAUACCCACGUCCAUACAAUGAGUGCACAAUAAUAGAUAAAUCAGGAUAUAUUGCCUACCGUCGCCGUCAAAACGAGGACAACACUGUCAUCAAAGGAAAAACAAGGUUAGAUAAUCGAUUUGUUAUCCCUCACAAUCUUGAUAUCUUGAAAAAGUAUCAAGCACACAUCAACGUUGAAUGGUGCAACACAUCGAAUGCCAUCAAGUAUCUCUUCAAAUAUAUUACGAAAGGAGUGGAUAAAGCAACAGUUUUGAUCGAAAAUGGCACAACCGAUCCAAAGAACAAUGAGGAGAGCAAAAAGGUGGCAAAAGAGAGGAAUGAAAUUCAAGAGUAUCUAGACUGCCGAUAUUUAGCUGCAUGUGAAGCUAUGUGGCGUACAUUUGGAUACCACAUUCACAAAAGGAAACCAGCAGUUCAGAAGCUUAUUAUUCAUCUACAAGGACAACACUCAAUCACAUACAAAGAUAAAGAAAAUCUUGGACGUGUUCUCUCAAAAUUUGGUAUUGAGAUGAAUAAACGUUGUGAAGAAGCCCAAAAAUGGACAUAUAUCGAGUUCCCAGAUCACUUUGUCUGGGACAAGGAAAGCAAAGUGUGGCAUGAAAGGGUAAGAGGUCGCACGAUUGGCAGAAUAGUAAACAUCCACCCAGCCGCUGGAGAGCUUUACUACCUUAGGAUACUACUAAAGGUCGUACCAGGUCCGAAAAGCUAUGAUGAUUUGCUUACCGUCGACGGAGAGAAAAAGGAAACUUUCAAAGCAGCAUGUUAUGCUAGAGGAUUGUUAAACGAUGACAAAGAGUGGCACCAUGCAAUGGAUGAAGCAAAUCAAUGGGCGACCCCAUAUCAGCUAUGCCAUUUGUUUGUCCUUUUGCUAAUAUAUUGUGAGGUUGCAAACCCAUUACGUCUAUGGGAACACUGCUGGAAAUCAUUAUCAGAAGGAAUACUAGCACAAAAACGCAGAGAGUUUGGGUUCCCACGGUUCAAUUUAGAAGAGGACGACUUAAAGCAGUAUACGCUACUCGAGGUUGAAUCAAUUUUGCAUCACCAUGAAAGGUCACUAACGGAGUUCGACGAUAUGCCUAAGCCUGAUUUAAACCUUCUUAAGGAUGUUAAGAACAGCUUAUGGAAACAAGAACUGCAGUACAAUGUCAAACAAGAGACAGAAGAUCAUGCAAAAUUGUUUAGUACUCUCAAUGCUGAGCAAAAAAAAGUUUAUGAUGCUGUGAUGGAAUCAGUAAACCAAAAAAUGGGAAAACUCUUCUUUCUUUACGGUCCAGGUGGAACAGGAAAAACUUAUGUCUACAAUACAAUCAUCUCCAAGUUACGAUCAACUGAAAGAGUUGUACUACCAGUAGCUUCAUCUGGUAUAGCAGCCUUGCUUCUACCAGGUGGGAGGACAGCACAUUCAAGGUUCAAAAUACCACUACAUGUCACUAAAGAUUCGAUUUGUGAAAUCAAACGUGGGACAAUGCUAUCAGAACUACUUAUCAAAACAGAUCUAAUCAUCUGGGAUGAAGCACCAAUGUCACAUAGACACACUUUUGAGGCGCUCGACAGAACACUAAAAGACUUGCUAUCCGAGAAAGAUCCCUCCGCUAGCGAAAAACCAUUUGGUGGAAAAACUGUCCUUCUAGGAGGAGAUUUCAGACAAAUACUACCAGUUAUACCACAUGGUUUAAGAGCUGACACGGUACAAGCAUCUGUAAGCAAGUCAUCGUUGUGGGAUUCAUGCAAUGUGUUUGUCUUAGAAAAAAACAUGAGGCUUCAACAAUCAGAAGCCAGCUUUGCUGCGUGGGUACUAAGCGUUGGGAACGGUACUGCAAAGACAUGUGAAAAGAUAACUACAACUAAUGAAGAUGAUGGUCAAGUCGUGGUUAUUGAUAACCGCUUCCUUAUGAAGCAUAAUGGAAAUCCACUGAAACAGAUUGCAAAGUCCACUUUUGCACUAAAUAAUGAGCCUCAACCCAACUUCAACAACCUAACAGAAACAGCUAUCCUAACUCCAAAGAAUGAAACAGUGGAUGAGAUUAAUGCAUACAUAUUAUCUCAAGUGCAAGGACAUGUAAAAGAAUAUCUCAGCUCAGAUAGCAUAGGAAAAGCAGAUACGAAAGGGCGAGAUUAUGCAGCACUUUACCCUCCUGAGUAUUUGAACUCCUUAGACUUCCCAGGACUGCCAAAACAUAAGCUAAGCCUGAAGAUAGGCGUUCCAAUUAUGCUUCUCAGAAAUAUCAAUCAAAAAGAAGGAUUAUGUAAUGGUACAAGGCUAAUUGUCACUCAAAUGGGUGAACGAGUGAUUGAGGGACAAAUACUCACAGGCACACAUGCUGGUAAGAAGGUUCUACUCCCUAGGAUUAUUCUAUCACCGCCAGAAUCAGAUCACCCUUUUACUCUACGAAGACGACAAUUUCCGAUAAGAGUGUGUUACGCCAUGACACUUAAUAAAAGUCAGGGGCAAAGUCUUAAAUCGGUUGUCUUAUACCUACCUAAACCGGUGUUUAGCCACGGCCAACUAUAUGUCGCUCUAUCAAGGGUUACCUCUCCUGAAGGCUUAAAGAUUCUGCAAGACGCUGACGAACAAGAAAUUGGGGUGAAAAAUAUAGUCUAUAAAGAAAUCUACAGCAACCUCCCAAAAUAG
Eutrema salsugineum is the source of this 2826-nucleotide messenger RNA. Its product is annotated as ATP-dependent DNA helicase pfh1-like. The record is from RefSeq and is a predicted model, not a curated record. Gene Ontology annotation, biological process: DNA repair; telomere maintenance. NCBI's taxonomy places the organism in Eukaryota, Viridiplantae, Streptophyta, Magnoliopsida, Brassicales, Brassicaceae. The transcript has a single exon. Bases 1 to 2826 code for a protein of 941 amino acids. Gene Ontology annotation, molecular function: DNA helicase activity.